Messenger RNA from Psylliodes chrysocephalus, 918 nucleotides. NCBI's taxonomy places the organism in Eukaryota, Metazoa, Arthropoda, Insecta, Coleoptera, Chrysomelidae. The record is from the annotation of a GenBank genome assembly.
UGUCUCAUUAAGUGUCACCGUAGUCAUCAUUUAUGUCUCUGUAUUUGUUUUAUUAGCUCUUUUUGUUGACCAUAAUAUUGAAAAAUGCCCAGAAAAAACGUCGGUCCCGGUCCCGCUAAAUAUCUACUCCCACCAUCGAUUGGUUACAAUGGACAUGACUUUUCGAGGAAAAGGAAUCCCUGCUAUUCCAUCGGAACGAAGUGUCCCUAUGGAACGAGACCCGUAGGUCCAGGUCCUGCUUAUUUAACCGCAAAUAUGACUCGUAGAGGAAUAUACAGCUGUCCGGCGUAUUCAAUGAAAAUUAAAGCAAGAGAUUUAACUAUAUUGAAGCCUCCAGGACCGGGAGCAUACGCUCCUGAGCUGGUGCCACCUAUGACGACAACGAGACCACCAGAAUAUUCCGUGAGGGUUAGAACUAAUCCUCCGAAGCCUACUGUAACUCCUGGUCCAGGAAAAUACGCGGCUCCGACAUGUAUAGGCCCAAGAGUUCCAGACAAAAUGGCAAAAGCAGCCUAUAGUAUGUCCUUCAAACACUAUCUGAAAGAUGUACCAAGAUCUCCAGGGCCCGCUAACUAUGCCAGCGUGGAUAUCAGAAUUUUCAAAAUGAAAUCACCUGAUUAUACUUGCCAACGAAGGAUCUUUCCGCCUUCACCAAAAAUCAUAACUCCUGGACCCAAAUACUUCCCCAAGCUGCCAGAGGUUCCCGGAUAUUUGAUUGGUCUGAGAACAGACAACGAUCCGUAUAUUACGGCGGAGGACGAAAUACCAUGCGUAGAAAGAAAACCGAUUCCCAAAAAAGAGGACGCCGAAAGAAUUGGUUCAAACUAAAGGAGUAAACAGUUGAAGACCGCAGGACUUGAAUACUGUUAUCACGUACUUUUUAUGAUUGAAAACAUAUUAAAUUAUUUUUACGGUACA